This is a messenger RNA of Coffea arabica (coffee), 801 nucleotides long. Lineage: Eukaryota; Viridiplantae; Streptophyta; Magnoliopsida; Gentianales; Rubiaceae. The record is from RefSeq and is a predicted model, not a curated record.
AUGGAGGCAUUCCAAAAAGCCCACAUCUGGGUUCAACUAUGGAACCUGCCAAUACAUUGGAUCACAAAGGAGAUAGGGGUUAAGAUUGGUGGUAUAUUUGAAGAUGUGGAGGAUAUUAUUAUCCCAAUGGGUGGAAGUAAAGAAGGGAGACACAUAAAGCUGAAAGUGGUUAUUAAUACAUCCCUUCCACUGUUGAGAGGAACGGUGGUGAAAUUAGGAGGUCAGAGCAUCUGGGUAGAGUUCAGGUAUGAAAAGUGCCCAGAUUUCUGCUAUGGAUGCGGAUUAAUUGGGCACAGUGACAAAUCUUGCAGGCACAAAUCAGGGACAACCAGGGGCAAUUCCAAACCUCAAUUUGGACCUUGGAUGAGAGCUCAAACCAAGGGUGCUUCUCCAAAAAAGAGAACAGAGUAUCGGUCUGAUCCCCCUAAAGAUCCAAAAGAAUCGAUGAAUGCGGUUGCACAGAAAUUACUGUUCGAAGGAGAAUACAUAGUUCACCAGUCAAGGGGGCUGGGAGCCAGUAGAACUGACAUUGACGAACUGAAGAUUGUCAGGAAAGAGAGGGAAGAUGACACAGUCUUGUCAGGCAAAGAGUGGGCUCAAAAAAUCCAUGAUCAAAAUUCAAAUUUGGGCGCGGCGGAAAAGAAAGUAAGUGAGCCCACCUCUGAAAACACAACAGAACAAGAAGGCGGCAAGUGGGUUCAAGGGGAAGUCAAAAGUAACUUAAGCCCAGGCCCAAUUUGUAGCUUGACUCCAAAAUGUCCCCAAUAUAAGCAGGAUUUCAAACAGGGCCUGGAGGAUUAG